Messenger RNA from Camarhynchus parvulus, 672 nucleotides. RefSeq names its product neurogenin 3 (gene NEUROG3). Gene Ontology annotation, molecular function: protein dimerization activity. Bases 1 to 672 code for a protein of 223 amino acids. NCBI's taxonomy places the organism in Eukaryota, Metazoa, Chordata, Aves, Passeriformes, Thraupidae. The record is from RefSeq and is a predicted model, not a curated record. The transcript is spliced from 2 exons.
AUGGCCCCGCAGAGCGACCGCUCUCCGGACGAAGGGCAGCCGUAUUUCGGAGGCGCGGAGGAUCCCUCCCCGGCGGCCGGCGCGGUCUCCCCGGGCAGCCGGGGCGCCUCGCCCGCCCGCACCGCCCUGGCCCCGCGGGACGCGGCCCGCAGGAAGGGGAAGGCGCGGCGGGGCCGCGGCAAGGCGCGGAACGAGGGCUUGCUCAGCAAGCAGAAGAGGAGCCGGCGCAUGAAGGCAAACGACCGGGAGAGAAACCGCAUGCACCACCUCAACUCCGCCCUGGACGCUCUCCGCAGCGUCCUGCCCACCUUCCCCGACGACGCCAAGCUCACCAAGAUCGAGACGCUCCGCUUCGCGCACAACUACAUUUGGGCGCUCACGCAGAGCCUCCGCCUGGCCGAGCAGAACCUGCCCGAGCCCCCCCGCGCCGCCGCCGCCCCCCCGCCGCCGCCUCCCCCGCGCCCUGGGACUCGCCGUUCCGAGGAGGAGGAGGAGGAGGAGGAGGCAGCAAAGCGCUGUCCAUCCCUUGCACGGCUCUGGGAACCAGUGGGGGCUCCUGCCAGCCGAGCAGACGCUCUCAGCUCCUCCAGAGUGCCCGGGGCUCGCCAGGAUGCCCCAGAAACGCUGCCGGGCCAGGGCAGGAUGCUGGGCUGCCCGCACGUUUCGGGGUAG